Suillus clintonianus is the source of this 921-nucleotide messenger RNA. RefSeq lists its product as uncharacterized. The coding region runs from base 1 to 921 and encodes 306 amino acids. The transcript has 4 exons. Gene Ontology annotation, cellular component: nucleotide-excision repair factor 1 complex. Lineage: Eukaryota; Fungi; Basidiomycota; Agaricomycetes; Boletales; Suillaceae. Gene Ontology annotation, molecular function: single-stranded DNA binding; single-stranded DNA endonuclease activity; damaged DNA binding. The record is from RefSeq and is a predicted model, not a curated record. Gene Ontology annotation, biological process: double-strand break repair via homologous recombination; resolution of meiotic recombination intermediates; nucleotide-excision repair involved in interstrand cross-link repair.
AUGCUCCAAUGUAUGAACGUCACCCUUUCCGAGCUCAAGAGAUCUAACAAGACACUUGAGCUUGAUGAUCUUAAUGUAGAGUCCGCAUAUUUCCGUUUCUUUGAUGCAGUAGUCCCCAGGCAACUAGACCCCGUAUGGCACAAGGUCGGUCCACGGACGAAGCAACUUGUGAGUGACCUCGCAACUCUCAGACGUCUAUUAACGUACCUGCUGCCCUACGAUGCCCUCGCUUUCCACGCCUACCUUGAGUCUCUCGUAGCCUCAAAUACAACAACUGCUACGGGUGCAGCUAAUAAACACCAACCCCCUUGGAUGCCCACUGAUGCGGGCAACAUUAUUUUCAACACCGCGAAACGACAGUGUCAUGUCCUUACUGCUCCAAAACCCAAGGCGUCGAUUUUCGAGAGGCAAGUGGUUGACGUUGACGACGAAGAUGCAUGGACUGCCCUUGAAAAGGUACAUGGCAUAGUACGAACCAAUCGUGGAGAUAAAGGGAAGGAAAGGAAGAAACCAUGGGUUCCGGAUAGCGUGCCUCCCGUGCUCGAAGAACUUCCAAAGUCGGAUCUCCUUGCAGACGUACUUCAGGAAAUCGAAGAAGAGUUGAUGAGACGGAGGCAGUGUCCGCCAAUACGCGGGACAAAUACUGUACUCGUCAUGACCUCCUCUCCGCGCUCUUCUACCCUUGUGAGCGAGUUCUUGGGCGAGGUUGACAGCGCUGCUCCCAAAGGCUCUCGUGGACGAUCUACGAUGGAGCGCAAAUUGCGGAGGUACCUAUUUUGGAAGGGCCAGAACGCCAGACAAAAGCAACCAAGAUACCAACAACCCCCCCAGUUUUCUGCUCCGCAGCCACAGCCCCCGUCGCUACCUGACGGUGAGAUAAGCGAAGCUUUGAAGAGGAAGGACAAAAUGAGACAAGAGUAA